This is a messenger RNA of Cololabis saira (Pacific saury), 2637 nucleotides long. RefSeq names its product G protein-coupled receptor 143 (gene gpr143). The coding region runs from base 23 to 1414 and encodes 463 amino acids. The transcript has 9 exons. Gene Ontology annotation, molecular function: L-DOPA binding; dopamine binding; L-tyrosine binding. The record is from RefSeq and is a predicted model, not a curated record. Lineage: Eukaryota; Metazoa; Chordata; Actinopteri; Beloniformes; Belonidae. Gene Ontology annotation, biological process: regulation of calcium-mediated signaling; G protein-coupled receptor signaling pathway; melanosome organization. Gene Ontology annotation, cellular component: plasma membrane; melanosome membrane.
UUCGGGGAUUAAAUGGAAGCACAUGAUGGUUCAACCCCGUGAUUUGGGUAGAGAGCUGCCUCAUGGACUCAGUCACUUCCUCUCCUCCUCUCCUCCUCCUCCUCCUCUCCCUGCGUCGCCUCUCCUCGUCCCCGCAGCGCGUCCAGGUCUCUCCGGCUCCGCCAUGGCCUCCCCGCGGCUGGAGACGUUCUGCUGCCCGAACAGGGACGCGGCCACGGAGCUGGUGGUGACUUUCCAGCCGGAGCUGUUCGCGGGCCUGAGCCUGGCCAGCGCGGCUCUCAGCCUCGCCUUCGCGCUGCUGCAGAUCCUGCCCAAGCGCAAGGGCUACCGGCGGCUGGGCCAGUACCCGCUGCCGCGGCCCGCGUCCUCCUCCAGGAUCCUCUUCAUCAUCAGCGUGUGCGACAUCCUGGGAUGUGCAGGUAUCAUCGUCAGGUCAUCUAUCUGGCUGGGCCUGCCGGACGUGGUGGCCGGCAUCUCGGUGGCCAACAACACGGACGUGGUGCCGGAGGUGUUCUGCGUGGGCAGUGCGAUGUGGAUCCAGCUGUUUUUCAGCGCCUCUUUCUGGUGGACCUUCUGUUACGCGGUGGACGUCUUCCUGGUGGUGAAGACCUCUGCGGGGAUCAGCACCAUUGUCCUCUACCACAUGAUCACAUGGGGUCUGGCGGUGCUGCUGUGCGUCGAAGGAGUGGCCAUGCUCUACUACCCCUCCAUAUCCGACUGCGAGCAGGGCCUCCAGCACGCCAUCCCUCACUACGUCACCACAUACGCGCCCAUGCUGCUGGUGCUCACAGCCAACCCCGUGUUCUUCAGCCGGACCAUCUCUGCAGUGACGUCUCUGCUGAAAGGACGGCAGGGAAUCUACACGGAGAACGAGAGACGGCUGGCCAACGAGAUAAAGAUACGCUUCUUUAAGAUAAUGCUGGUGUUCUUUGUUUGCUGGGCGCCAAACAUCAUCAACGAGGGGCUCCUCUUCUACCUGGAGAUGCAGCCGGACAUCAGCGACGGCAGACUCAGGGACGUCAGGAACGCCGCCCUCACGACGUGGUUCAUCAUGGGCAUCCUGAACCCCAUGCAGGCCCUGCUCAACACGCUGGCCUUCCACGGCUGGACCGGCCUGGACGUGGACUGCAGCCUGCAGCGCGGCCGCGAGCUGCCCUGGGACUCGGGCUCCACGUCGGUGCCCAACGCCGCCAGCCCCAACCCGGUGGUGGGCACCACGCUGCUGUACCAGAGCCACGUGCAGGAGGCCCAGAAGAGCCUGAUGGGCAACGGCCAGCCGCACUCCGACGCCAUCAGUGUCCUCUCAGAAGGUUCAGAGUCUAGUACAGUUGAAAUCCACAUUUCCGGCGAGCUCCGAGACUUUGAGGAUGUAGACGCUGACGGAGAAUCCUUGGAGAACUCCGUGAGGCGCUAGAAGUGCGCUCGCCGCCGGCCGCCGCCGAACCCUGUCCACCGUAGUCCACGCUUGAAGUUUCUGUAGCUGUGAGCCUUUUUUUAUUUAACCUUUUCCCCCCCCCAAAACAUUUUUGCAAGUUCAGCAUCAGAUCCACGAGCCGAAGAUCCCAAAGGUCCAUCAGGACUUUUUCUUCUGGCUAAUUCUCAAAAAUUGGACAUGAAAUUGCACCUUUUGACCUCGACGUCCCGGGACUUCACUGAUCCAAUAAGCUGCUCCAUGUAUUUGUUCUGUUUAAAUUAUAUUACAGCUGGUUCCUCUUGUAUUGUUGCAUUCGUCUGUUUCCUUUCUUUCCUAAAUCAGAUGUACCGUGUGAUGCUGAGAGAGAAAAACACACAAAAGACACGGAUGUUUUCUGAUAUCAAAAUAGAGUAAUUUAUUUGAGACACUGAAUGACUUCAAAGUGUUGUCUUGGAAACGGGCGAUGGCACCCUGGACCAGGGCCGUCCCCCUAUUGGGUUCCUUAAGAUGCCGAUCACGACCACCGACCCACAGCCCAAUUCUCAGUCUGACACAGACAAUAAUGGCUCUCGGAGAAAAUAACAAAACAAAAGAAAAAAAGGGGAGGAACGAAAACGUGGGGAAGGAACGCAAGACCCAUUAAAGUCCAAAUCAUCCAGGUCAUUAGAGAGAAACGACAAAAAAAAAAAAAAAAAAAAAACUGGACCUUCGCUCACAACAGAACCUGAACAUUUUGCAGAACCGAUACAGAAAGUGCACUUCUUCAUGUCGUCGUGGCAGAAACCGGAGGGUGAACGGGACCCGGAGAGAAAGGUGAAGGUUUGGGGGGGUUCUGCUUCCUUUAGAUCCCAUGAAGCAGAAACGGGGAACCGUCCCGCCGACUGAUCCAUGACCCGGUACUACGAAGCAGGUUCGACCUAUCAGGGUGUCUCUCGAUCAUCCGACCCCCACCCACCCAAUUCUGGACACGUGCAGCGUUUGUGUAGAAAUACUGGACGACGUCUCAAACACGGAUGUGAAACUGCACAUUUCUGAUAAAAAAGGAACUAUAGUAAGAGAUUUAACGUCUGCAGAAGCUGAGUGAACGUCUGACGACGACUGCUGCGAUAUUACUCAACGAGCUGCACAUCCGGAGGUUACAAAUGUGUAUUUCUAUUAAAAUUAGUACUUGAGAAAGUUUCAGCCCUAUUCUGUCUUUGUUAAACACAAAAUAAAGGAACAUA